UUCUCUUGACGCCUCCGCCCCGGGCAGCAGGAUCCCCCUCCAUCCGUCCCAGCGAGAUGUCCUGCUACGAGCUGUGCGUCCCCCAAAGCGGCGUCGCCUGCCCGCGGCCCAUCGCCGCCAGCCGCAACGAGCUGUGCGCCCGGCAGUGCCCCGACUCGGCGGCCCUCAUCCAGCCGCCCCCCGUGGUGGUCACCUUCCCCGGCCCCAUCCUCAGCUCCUGCCCGCAGCAGUCCGUCGUGGGCUCCUCCGGGGCACCCGCCUUUGGCGGCUCCCUGGGGCUGGGGGGCCUCUACGGCGCCGGGGCCACGCCGGGCUCGGGGGGCCUCUGCGCCUUUGGCAGACCCUACGCCCUGCCCUCCUGCAGCCCUUGCCCUUUGCCGCGCUGCGGCAAGAAGCCGUCGGGACCCUGUGGGCCUUGCUAAACCUGGACGCAAGCCCUUGUCCCCAGCAGGAGUGGAGAAUCUUGAAAUAUGUUGCUGAUCCCAUUUGAUAUUGCCAUUGAUAUACUCUGAGAAACAGAUUUCUCUUUUCCUGGUUCGGGUUUUUUUGUUUUUCCUUUUUUUUGCUGCAUCUUCCAUAGAUCUUUCCCACAGGAUGUGCUUUGGUACCUCUUGUAUCUGUGACAUUUUAGUGUUCAUUCCUCUUACAGUUAUGUUUCCCUGUGUUUGACUAGGCCCUGAUGUGUGACCUUGUAUUAGUGUCAGUGUAUGUAAAGAUUGGUCUAGGCAACUGCAAGAGGACAACAUCAUCUUCAUGUUAUCAUGUCUUAUUGCUCAUGUUAUCUUCCUUCUUUUUGUCUUCUUUAUACUCUGUUCACUUUAUUCCACUUUUUUUUGCCAAUAAAUGUGUUCUGCAUCA
Messenger RNA from Dromaius novaehollandiae (emu), 858 nucleotides. RefSeq names its product scale keratin-like. NCBI's taxonomy places the organism in Eukaryota, Metazoa, Chordata, Aves, Casuariiformes, Dromaiidae. Gene Ontology annotation, cellular component: intermediate filament. The transcript has 2 exons. The record is from RefSeq and is a predicted model, not a curated record. Bases 57 to 422 code for a protein of 121 amino acids. Gene Ontology annotation, molecular function: structural constituent of cytoskeleton.